Messenger RNA from Penicillium nucicola, 954 nucleotides. RefSeq names its product putative class III chitinase. Lineage: Eukaryota; Fungi; Ascomycota; Eurotiomycetes; Eurotiales; Aspergillaceae. Gene Ontology annotation, cellular component: extracellular region. Gene Ontology annotation, biological process: carbohydrate metabolic process. The transcript has a single exon. Gene Ontology annotation, molecular function: chitinase activity. Bases 1 to 954 code for a protein of 317 amino acids. The record is from RefSeq and is a predicted model, not a curated record.
AUGCCACCCAUUCAAGGCGAGCGCCCGCGGGUGAUCUUGUACCACCAGACUCUCAUUCCUGGCGGGGGUCAAUAUGUGUCCAUGCUGCCGCUCCUCGAAAACAACACGGGGAUCUCGCAUGUUAUCAUCGCCGCAUUUCACCUGAAUGACCAUCCGGAGAACAUCACUCUCAACGAUGACCCGCCCGCAAACGCCAAAUUCGACCCCCUGUGGGCCGAGGUGCCCCUCUUGCAGCAACAGGGCAUCAAAAUCAUGGGCAUGCUAGGAGGGGCCGCCCCAGGCUCGUUUACACGACUCGACGGCAGCCAGGAUCAAUUCGAGCUGUUCUACACCCCUCUGCGGGAUGUGAUCCGGCGCCACGGUCUGGACGGGAUAGAUCUCGACGUAGAAGAGAGCAUGUCUCUGCCAGGUAUCAUCCGGCUGAUCGACCGCCUCAAAGCCGACAUGGGCGAUGCAUUCAUCAUCACCCUGGCGCCUGUUGCCGCAGCCCUCUUAGGCAUCGGCAACCUGUCCGGCUUUGACUACCGCGAACUGGAGCAGGCGCGUGCUUCCAAGAUCAGUUGGUACAACACUCAGUUCUACAAUGGCUGGGGCCCGGCCGAAGAUCCACGCAUGUAUGCUACCAUGGUCGCUCAGGGCUGGUCUCCGCGACGAAUCGUUUACGGUCUAUUAACGAACCCGGGGAAUGGAUCGCAGGGUUACGUGUCGCAGGAGAAGAUUGGACCAGUCUUGGCUACCUUGAUCGAGCAAUUCCCCAACUUCGGUGGCGUUAUGGGGUGGGAAUAUUAUAACGCUAUGCCGGGUGACCAGCAGAAGCCGUGGCUGUGGGCUGCUCAGAUGACAUUGAGCAUGGGUAUGAAGGAUGUGGUUAUGGCUGCUCGUCAACUGUUGGCUGGGCCGAUGGCGAGUACUCUCAAUAGUCUGUUUCAAGAUAUGAUGAACCAGAGACGAUGA